This is a messenger RNA of Cicer arietinum (chickpea), 1587 nucleotides long. RefSeq lists its product as uncharacterized. The record is from RefSeq and is a predicted model, not a curated record. NCBI's taxonomy places the organism in Eukaryota, Viridiplantae, Streptophyta, Magnoliopsida, Fabales, Fabaceae.
GCUCACACUAACCAUCCACUUUAUAAACCUCUUCAUUCCAUUAUUUGUUAUUCCAUUCUGAUCACACAAUCAUAACCACCAUCAUCAUUCAUUUCCCUCUUCUUGUGUCCACACGAAUGGGUUCAAGAUCAGCACGUUGGCGCCAAAGUUGGGCUCCACAACCACUAACACCAUUAAUGGAAGGUCCUGACCCUGAAAUGCAAGAAGAAGGAACCAAAAAGGAAAGUUCUUGGGAAGUUAUUAGAGAAUGGUUCAAAGCUCAAAAGAUUUCCCCUGGAGGAAACAUGAAUUCACAAUCAUUCUAUGGAACCAUCCAUGCUAAGACAAAAGAUUUGAAGAUGUUGCUUGGUGUUUUAGGUUGUCCUCUGGCUCCAAUUCCCUCAGAUCAUGAUCCUACUUUGAGUGUUCACAAUCACAUCAAAGAUACCCCUUUUGAAACAUCAACAGCGAAGUACAUAAUACAACAGUAUUUGGCAGCAACAGGGUGUCUAAAGCAACAAAAGGAGAAUAAAAACAUGUAUGCAAGUGGGAUGGUGAAGAUGAUAUGUUGUGAAACAGAGAUAUCAUCAGGGAAAAAUGUAAAGUGUUUAGGGACAAGAAGUAGUGAAAAUGGUUGUUUUGUACUUUGGCAGAUGUUACCAGGAAUGUGGUCACUUGAAUUGGUUGUUGGUGGUCAUAAGAUUGUUGCUGGUAGUAAUGGUAAAACUGUUUGGAGACACACACCUUGGUUAGGUACACAUGCUGCUAAAGGCCCACAACGCCCAUUACGUCGCAUUAUUCAGGGUUUGGAUCCAAAGAGCACAGCAAGCUUAUUCACCAACGCACAAUGCUUAGGCGAGAAUCGAAUCGGGACCGUCGAUUGCUUCGUGCUAAAAGUCUGUGCAGAUCGUGAGACUGUGAUUGAAAGAAGCGAGGGUCCCACAGAGGUAAUAAGGCACAUACUAUACGGCUACUUUUGUCAAAAAAGUGGACUUCUCAUAUACUUAGAAGACUCGCACCUCACACGUGUCCCAACACAAGACAACGAUACGGUGUAUUGGGAGACCACUAUAGGGAGCAGCAUUGGGGAUUAUAGAGACGUUGAUGGCAUCUUGAUUGCGCAUCAAGGGCGAUCCAUUGCGACAGUGUUUCGAUUCGGUGAACUCUCGAUGCAGCAUAGUAGGACCAGGAUGGAAGAGAUCUGGACCAUUGAUGAUGUGAUGUUUAAUGUGCCUGGACUUUCGAUGGAUCAUUUCAUUCCUCCUGCUGAUAUUCUUGACAAUAUAAAUUCUCCAUGAUAUUCUGACUUUACUAGGUUUUUGUUUAACUUUUUUUUUUCUUUUUCAAGUUAAUGUGAAUUGUAACUUUACUUUGGAGGGGGGUAUAAUGAAAGCAUUGGUGGGGAGGUGUAUUUUAUUUUAUUUUUUUUAUCUUUCUUGCUUAUUAAUGUAAGUUUUUAGUUAGUGGUACGUAUUUCAAGUCAUUAAGCUCAAAUGACAAAAUCAAGAGGUGCUAUGGAAUAAUUAAUCAACUGGUAAGAUAAGAUAAUGGGACAUAUUAUUAUGUACUUUAGUAGUAUCUGGAUAAAAAAGUUUGGGAUAUUAAUCA